AUGUUUGAGAACUUUGGCAGCAAGGAGAAACUCUGGCAACGUCCAUUGUGGCUGCCCUUAGAAUCGUGUGCAAAAGACGACUUGAUCACUGUGCCCAGCAAUCCUGGCCAGCCACGUCGCCUGGGAUCCUCCAAGGGAAAAAAUCUGCGUCAGUGUCCUAUGUGUAGCUACACUACGAAAAACCGCACCGACUUGCAGAGACACCAAAGAACGCAUACGGGUGAGCGGCCAUACAAGUGCAGCUACUGUGGCAAGGGCUUCAUUCAGAAGAGCAACCUGGCUGCCCACGUUCGCGUUCACACUGGCGAGAGACCUUUCCAGUGCCACCUCUGUCCCUGGAACUCUGCAUGGCAGGUGGAUCUUAGGCGCCACAUGAAAACUCACAAAGGCACGGAUGGUGUUGCUGAUAGUGGAACUUCUGAUUCCUGA
Molecule: messenger RNA, 429 nt
Organism: Rhipicephalus sanguineus (brown dog tick)
Lineage: Eukaryota; Metazoa; Arthropoda; Arachnida; Ixodida; Ixodidae
Product: zinc finger protein 239-like
Exons: 2
Coding region: 1-429 (142 amino acids)
Cellular component (GO): nucleus
Source: RefSeq, a predicted model, not a curated record